Molecule: messenger RNA, 738 nt
Organism: Sparassis crispa
Lineage: Eukaryota; Fungi; Basidiomycota; Agaricomycetes; Polyporales; Sparassidaceae
Product: Short-chain dehydrogenase/reductase tropE
Exons: 4
Coding region: 1-738 (245 amino acids)
Source: RefSeq, a predicted model, not a curated record
AUGCCGCGCACGAUCCUCAUAACAGGAGCUAACCGAGGAAUCGGUUUCUCCAUCGUCCAAGGUUUAGCGGUGCGAAAAUCGUCCGAUCAGCUCAUCCUCGCCGCUCAUUCCGUUGACAAAGCCAACGGUGCAAUAACGGAGUUGCGCAAGCUUGGGAUCACGGCAGAGGUCGAUAGCUUGGCUCUCGACGUCAUGGACGAUGCCAGCAUCAAAGCUGCAGAACAGACAGUUCGUGAGCGAUAUGGAAAGCUUGACAUUUUAAUCAACAACGCGGGUAUAGGCCUCGUCCCGUCUCCUGGAGAAAUCGACAACCUGCGUUCGAUUUACAAUGCGGUCUACGACACCAAUGUAUCCGGAGUCGCCGUAGUCACCUCCGUGUUUCUACCGCUUCUUGCGCUAUCGCCAGAUCCGCGCGUGAUCAACGUCUCGUCUGCUCGCGCAUCAAUCGAACUUGCCAUGUCAGGCGAACUCCCUCCCACAAGGAGCAUCCCGUACAGCGCGUCGAAGACUGCGCUGAACGUACUCACCAUAGAGUACCAGAAGCUGUAUCCGAACGUGCUCUUUCAGACAAACCCGGGAUACUGUAAGACUGGGUUGAAUGGUUAUGAGGGACUUCGAGAUCCAUUGGACGGAGCCGGUGUGGUCGUAGAGUUGGCGAAUGCAGCGAGGGACAAGUACAAGAGCGAAUUUUGGGCGAUGGAGAACGAUGCCGAGGAAUGCUCAACUGUGCCGUGGUAG